Molecule: messenger RNA, 4241 nt
Organism: Sycon ciliatum
Lineage: Eukaryota; Metazoa; Porifera; Calcarea; Leucosolenida; Sycettidae
Exons: 1
Coding region: 127-3201 (1024 amino acids)
Source: RefSeq, a predicted model, not a curated record
UCUCUCUAGCUUGCUCUGCUGGUAACUGUUGUCUGUGCUAGUGUAGCUAGUGUUUGUGUGAGGGCGCUGUGUCUCUGACCCUGCCAGCAACAUUAGCAGUCUUCAUUACUGCUGAGCUGCUGCAAUAUGGCCCAGGCAAGUAGUCCAACCGCCAGCUCAGGUCAUGGCGAAACUACUAAGAAACCACUACCUGCUACCGUGAAGAAAUAUCAUGACCGUCUGUGUGCUGCCUACAGCAAUGUGCAGUUCUGCAUAGAGGAGACCAAUGAAGAGAAGGAAAGAAUCUUGCAACUUGACGAGCUUUAUGCUGAUCUCCAUGUAGUGUCCAAGCAGAAGUUAAAUGCCAGGAUGCGUGACGCAGAGAGACUUGGCACAACUGCGGGCAAUGAGCGGCUGGCUCAUUCAUUUGCGUCUGAAGCUAGGAAGCUGCGCAAAAUGAAACUUGCCGAGAUUCUCAAUGUCAAGAAAGCCAUGCGACAACGCAUGCAUGGGAAGACUUUCCGUGCCAUUGCCCUCUCAUCGGCUGGAGCAGGCAAAACCAUGCUCUUCACCAAGAAGGGUCCGUUUGAAUGGGCAAGAGGGCAGAUUUGGCCACACAUCGCUGUCCUGCGUGCACUGGAGCUGCGCUUGGAAGAAGUGCGCAAUAUCAAAAGCAUCGCUGAGCUGCUGGAUUUGCAGAAUUACGGCAUCACAACAGAAGGUGAGCAGGUUGAAGUCAUUGAUUUUGUUUGCAAUCAUCCGGAAUCUGUCUGUAUCAUUCUCGACGGCCUCGACGAGAUAAAGCUCGCCGACUGCAGCAAGUUCAUGUACAACGUCAUCUGCGGCAAAGAAUUACCGGGGAUCAACCUGAUCAUCACGUCACGCCAUUCAGCAGAAGCAAUGAAGCUGACACAAAACCGGGACAUAGUCUUUCAUCGUCGUGUGGAGCUGCUAGGCUUUGAGAAGCAGGGUUUGGAGCACUACAUACGCAAUGUCCUGUCUCCGAAAGAUGCACCCAAGUUGCUAGCAGAGCUCCGCACCAACCCGCAGCUGGCCGCAAUGAUGCGUACUCCGUUUUUUGCCCAAGCAAUCUGCAGCCUCUACCGACACAAGCACAGUUUGCCAAACACGCCGGGUACAAUCGUCAACUCGCUAAUCCUCCAUCUACUGAAUCAGCACGAAGGAAAGCUGCCCAGCGAUGGUGAGCAAUACACCGAUUGGGACGAUGUUCCCGACGACGUCCAGGAAAAUCUUCUUGAUCUCUCCCGCUUCGCUUUUCACAUGCUCAUCCGCCGGAACGUUGUCUUCACUGAUGCCGACUUCAAAAUGUUUUCACUGUCAUUGGCAGCUCGCACACUUGGAUUGCUCAUCGCCUGCGACAAGGCAUCACCACGGUCCAAGACUCAGUGGCGUUUCAGCCACCUGGCACUUCAGGAAGCUCUAGCAGCUUGCUACAUCGCUAGCCGCUCUCCCAUUGCAGCUGACAUCGCCUGGCUUGUGCAGCGACUUGGAGCAUUCACAGGCAGCCUCAACAUGUUUUGGCGUUUACUGGCCACUGAGCUGGACAGUGAGUCCGUCAAUGUGUUGAUCAAAGCCAUUCUCAAUCCGCAGUCCACAUCGUCUACUCAGCCACAGAAUGCCGACGACCACCAUUCCACAGGAGCAGAGGGGCACAACGUCACGUGCUUUCUCUUCACCACACACGACCACAUCAUGGAAUGGGCCGACCACGUGUCCUCCUUUCUCUCGCUUGACGAAGCAGAGCAUCUUGCAGAAGAAUUGCUGGGUGACAGGAUCGGUCUCGCAUUGUCUGCUCCUGAAGUGGUCCGCCUCGAAAUUGACCCCGCCGUCACCAAAAUCACCUGCAAGGAUUUCGUUCGUUCAAUGCUACCCAUAUGGACAGACCGCGUCCCCAGUGCCAGUACACAGUUGCUACACUAUGCCAUGGCCCACCAGGCGCAAGGUUCGGCCAUUCGAUGCUUCACCGUCACUCCCACGUCCAAGCUACCUCCAGUUCCUCCAUCCGACGAAGCAGCUCAGCCACCCGCACCUCUGGAGAACGUCAGUGUCGCGGAACGAAGACAACGAAUCCUCUACGCCUGCCGGGUCUUCGCGGAGCACGUCAACGCCAGGCAAAGCAGCAUCGAAGACAUCAAAAGCAUGCAAGCUAUCUUGACGGAGUACGGAGUAGAUUUCUACGGCGUUCCUCUCACACCGUCGGACUGCCAGGCCGCCAACACAGUCAUCCGUCACCACCACCAGUUCAUCACCAUCAUCAACCUGGGCAACUGUGGUAUAGGUGAUACCGGGUACGCAUGCAUGGCUGAUGGCAUGGCUCUACUACGCAAUCUUACGCUCAUCAACCUGGCACUGAACAACCUAACAGAUCGUCACACGGCCCAUAUCGCAGCGUGUAUCGCAUCCAACACGUCAACACUGCGAGAAGUCUACACAUCCCGGAACCUGUUCAGCAGCAAUGCUAUGGCCACCGUCCACAGCAACACACACCGCUGUACGCGACUGCUGGCAGUGGACUUUGGAGGUCAAAAGUGCACCGAUCCAGCAGUCAACCUUGACGUCAUCACCACAGUCUGCAGCAACUGCCCAGAUCUCCAGUACGUCGGUCUCACUGACUGCGUACUGGAUAUGGAAGGUCUAACCCAGCUAGCACCAUUGUUAGGAGCACUGAGGCUGAGAAUGCUGGAGCUGACCAAGGUUGGGAUGAAGCAGAACUCGGCUACGAUCGUCAGUAGAAUCAUUCAACAGCAACACGAGAGUUUGGAGCUCCUCUCACUCGUACGCAAUGAGCUAAUUGGAGAUUUCCUGGAAACUGUUCGUGGUGAGCUGAGGCAGUGCCGACGCCUAGAGCAGCUGUACCUGGACGACGACUGCCUCUCGUCGGGAGCUCUGCCGGUGCUUGCGUCCCUGCUGCCCAGCCUGCCAAACCUAUCCAAGCUCGAAAUGGGGAGGAAUGAUUUCCGGGACGCUGGCGACGAAGCAAAGCUGUUCGCCGCCGCUGCUGAGAGCUGCUCGUCUCUGAAGGAGCUGGAGAUGCCUGGAAGAGCUCUAGUGUCUCCACGACUGCGUGAGGCUCUAAGUGCCAUGGUGAGAGAUGAUCUGAAUGUGCAGUAUAACCAGUUUCGCUGGCCCGACGAAGUGGAGAAUGACGACGAAGAAGAAGACGAGUACGACGCUGAAGGAGAUAGCGAGAGUGAGGAAUGAGGAGGUGAGAGAAUUAGCACAGACGGAUUUGUGUCCUUAUGAAAAAAGCUUGUGCUGGUCUAUCGCUUCCUCCUAGCAUACAGUCGGUCUGUGUGUGUUCUUUGGAGUGCACGUGCGUAUGUGUGUGCAUGCGUGGUAGUGCUUCCGUGGGUGCGUGCUCGUACAUGCGUGUCUGUGUGUGUACUUGAACGCAUACUGUAUUUUUUGUGUGUGUGCACAUUUGUGUUUUGGCUGGACGUUCGUUCCUUCGUUUUUAGUCAGUUCCAGGAGUUACUGUGUUGACCUUUGACCUUUGAACUUUAGACCCUGAUAAUGUAUAUUUUCGUUUAGUAAAUUUGUUGGAUAAUUGUGAACUAUCUUUGAGAGAAAUUGUGUUUCUUACUUGGUCAUGGUGCCGUGCCUUUACUGGUCGCAUGUUUCUUACUUGGUCAUGGUGCCGUGCCUUUACUCGUCGCAUGUUUCUUUCACAAAGUUUGCAUCUAGUGAAUAGAAUAGUUUUUCUUAGCAUUGCAGCUGCAUUGUAGCUUUGUCAUCUUUCCACUGAACCUCUAACCCGUACGUGGACGUAGAAUGUUGUAGUAAAUAAUGUUUCUAGAAAUCGAAUACUUUUCCCUCUCUUAUGAGAUUUCACACUUAACUGGUAUUAGAAUUCUAUGACCAAUGUACUUCAAGUAUGUUUGUGUGGUGUGUGUUUUGUGAAUGUGUGUAGUUAUAAUGUGAGUGUUUACUAGUUCAUCUAUGUAAGGCAUACAUGUACAUGUUCGUUUGUGUGCAAAAGGUCUUUUUGUUGAUUUUCGAUUGAUCUUCUUAUAGACUGCAUUCACUUCAUCAUGAUUGCAUCGUACCUGUAAAAUGCUUCAACUGUGUAGUACUGCCACUGUGUACUACUCCCAAUGUAAAUGUACUAAUAUCUCUUGGUUUUAUCUUGCUGCCUGCUUCGUGCAAGACAAUUGUAUUUUCCACCUUGGCUGCUUUCCCUUAGUUUGUUGUCUGUAUCAUCAUGCUGAGCUCAUUCUUGUCACAAACUCCAGUAAGCAACU